Messenger RNA from Trypanosoma cruzi, 633 nucleotides. RefSeq lists its product as uncharacterized. The record is from RefSeq and is a predicted model, not a curated record. NCBI's taxonomy places the organism in Eukaryota, Euglenozoa, Kinetoplastea, Trypanosomatida, Trypanosomatidae. The coding region runs from base 1 to 633 and encodes 210 amino acids. The transcript has a single exon.
AUGACGACGGGGUUUCUUCGCGAGGCGGUGAUCUCAGUCGCUGUAUGGUCAGCGGGCGAUUUCUUUGCGCAGUUCUACCACGCCCACCGCGAGGCGGCGCAAAGGCGCCUGGAAAGAGGGGAAAAGCGCAGUGGCGAAAGACCCUCCGCAGGGCAAAUGGCGGAGAUGCUAGACAAGCCCCGUGUGGGUCUUUCGGCGGCAUUUGGUCUAGCGAUAUCUCCGUUUGUUGUGCAGUAUCGCAGGUUGUGUAUUCGAUCACUGGGCCAUACAGAGAGGCGAAUGCUUGCAGCAUUUAUGACGCUUUCGGUCCAACAAUUUUUCAUGACGCCAUUGACGUUGCUUGCUUACCACAACGCCAUCACUGCCUGCCGUGGAGGUUUCACCUCCCCGAGCUUUCUCCGCGCACAUGAGACAAGUGCACAGACGGGAGGCCGCUACGACGCCAUGUCUGUGGAAAAGCGCAUUUUGUCAGAUUUGCUGCCAUUGACGCUUGUGGCCUCUUGGUUUGUCUACUUGCCACUGUACCUUCUUGCCUAUGCAUCGGCGAGGCACGCGCGUGGGGUGUGCGCUGCCGCCUGUCUCAUUCCCUGGACGGCAUAUGUCUCUCAUAUCCAGUCGACGCUAAUGCUGUGA